Ipomoea nil (Japanese morning glory) is the source of this 753-nucleotide messenger RNA. RefSeq lists its product as uncharacterized. The coding region runs from base 1 to 753 and encodes 250 amino acids. The transcript has a single exon. NCBI's taxonomy places the organism in Eukaryota, Viridiplantae, Streptophyta, Magnoliopsida, Solanales, Convolvulaceae. The record is from RefSeq and is a predicted model, not a curated record.
AUGUCAUCACUGUCCGACGAGGUGAUAUUGUUGGCCAUCGGACAUCAAACCACCCAGAGCGCGUGGAACGCCGUCGUCACCUCGCUGGCUUUGUCGUCCCAUUCCAGGUCCUUAAAUCUCUUCAGACAGUUGCUGUCCCUUCAGCAAGGACAUGCCUCAGUAGCGGACUACAUCGCAAAAGGUCGGAUCUUGGUCGAAGAUCUCACCCUUGUCGGACGGCCGAUCUCCCUUGAAGAACAGAACCUUUACGUUCUCAAGGGUUUGAGGCUGGAGUUCCGAGGACUGGCGUCAUCUCUCAAGGUUCGCGGACAGCCAGUAACCCACCAGGAGCUCACUGAUCUCUUGGGGACAAAGGAGUUUCUUUCCGGGGGUUAUAGAGGCUCCUUGCUGACAGCCUUUGCAGCGCAUCGUGGCGGUGACCAGUGUGGGCAAGGGGUUCAGUCCCGUGGUGGAGGCGGUCGAAAUUCCGACCAGAGCAGUGGGCAGUCCGGUCAAUCCCGCGGUAGUGGUGGUGGCUGGAACCGUGGUGGCGGACGUCGAGGCGGAGGCAGAAACAGAAAUUGGCAACCUAAAUGCCAAUUGUGUGCAACACUUGGUCAUACAACAGUUACGUGUCAUCUACGAUAUGCAAAAGACCCUCAGGCUAAUGUUGUAUAUCAGGAAUUUCCUUCGAACUCCACUCAGGGUUCUCAUAUUUGGCUUGCAGACACGGAUGCAACCGAUCAUGCCUCCCCAGAUAUAGCUGCCAUUUAA